Messenger RNA from Trypanosoma grayi, 1113 nucleotides. RefSeq lists its product as hypothetical. Lineage: Eukaryota; Euglenozoa; Kinetoplastea; Trypanosomatida; Trypanosomatidae. The transcript has a single exon. The record is from RefSeq and is a predicted model, not a curated record. The coding region runs from base 1 to 1113 and encodes 370 amino acids.
AUGGCUGUGGCACUCAGACAGCUGCGGGAAAACGCCUCCCUCGAUGUUGUGGUGAAGCCUGACAGUCUGACAAGGCAGUCAGAUAGCAUUCGCUCAAUUAGCCGCAUUCGCAGUGAGACAGUGCAAAAAAGGAGCGAGAUUCAACGUCUCACUGUGCUCUUACGUCGUGAUGAGGAUAAAGUUCGGUUGAGGCAGGCACGUUUGGAUAGACUUCUAAAGGAAAAAGCCAACUGGGAAAAGGAAGUGGAUGCCGUUGUCCCUCUUUUGCCGGGCUCUAAGGAUGUAUCGGAACUCAAGACACGACUAAUCACGGCUCGUGAGUGUGGACUGAAGGCCGCAAACAAGGUCAAUGACGCCGAUGCAUUCCUCACACUCGCUGCCGAAGCACUACAGGGGAGAGAUCGCGGUGAGGCAAAACAAAGGCGGGAUUAUCUGGAAAUGAAGCAGUCCAUCAAUUCUCUCUCAAGAGAAAUUCUUCGCUUGAGGAAACACCUGGGAAGGUUGAACAAAAAUGUAAAAGACGUGGAUGUAAAAAGUAGAUCACCAAGCCUACCUAACACAGUGGGGAGUUUCAGUAUUCGUCUUGAAAGUCCAAGUGAGGUUGAGAAACUAAAGGAUGAAAAAAAAAGGCUCAAGGAGCAGAUGAGGGAAGCGAAUGAAGCCUACCUCAAGGCAGCUCAGCGAGAAGCACAGGUUGUAACUCUGCUCACAUCUCUGGAGAGGCGGGCGAUGAAAACAACGCCACUGUUGAGGUCGUCGUUGGGGCCAAAACAGGGAAAUGAAAUAGCAAAUGAUGCUGGUGAGAAAAAUGACGUUUCUUUUGCGUCACCACCCGAGGCGGGUCACUUGCUCGCCGUUUCAGUGAGCCAUCCGAUGGCAGCAGGAAUCGAAGCCUCUGUGCACCCGCGAAAAAGUGGGGAGAAUUCCUCAUUUCAUGAUUCUGUGGGAAGAACGAAUCGUCAGCGAAGAGCUGUGUCUUUCAUACCUAAGGAUGGGGUUGGGUCGGGGGACUAUUCUGAACGAGAAAUGUUGGCGCUAGAGGUUGAGCGAUUGGCCGCGCAGUACGCACAUCUGAAACGAAGAGUUGGGAAGAUGCGAAAGAGCCUUGCGUAG